Molecule: messenger RNA, 1104 nt
Organism: Blepharisma stoltei
Lineage: Eukaryota; Ciliophora; Heterotrichea; Heterotrichida; Blepharismidae
Source: the annotation of a GenBank genome assembly
AUGAAUGGAAUUCCACUUCACAAGAUGAAUUGGGGAGCUUAUGGGAACUCUCAAGUCAAACUAAAUGAAAAUGAAAAAAUCAAAGCCAGAAAUAGCAUUCAAAAUUUAAAUAGAGAUUCCGUUAAACUUAAAGACUUGUGCUCAGAAGAUAAAUUUAAAAUCGGUGAGCUUGCAAAAAAACUGUCAGAUGAGAAGAAAAGUAUGAAAGCAAUAGAAGCUAAACUUACUAAAGAGCAGAAAAAAGUUGAAUUUGAGCUUCAAGAAGCAAUGAAUGAUAACAAAAGAAUAACUACUGAGAUGAAACAACUGAAGAAUGGAUUUGACGAAUCCUUAGGCCAAAUUAAGCAGUUUAUUCAAAUGAAAAGGUGCUCAUUAAGCCCUAUAAGGCACUCAAGAAAUAUUAGUUCCAUGUCAGAUUAUACAUUCAAUCAAAAUCCAUUUAAGGUUAGAAACCAUGAAUCGGAAGAGCAAAUUCGAUCAAAAACACCAACUUUACCUCCAAGGGCUAAUACCUCUUGUAAUACAAGUUUUGAGUCUGAAAGAAGAUUGUUUAAUGCUUCAAGUUUAUAUGAGAAAUCAGAUACUAUAAGAUGCACAACGCCAUCAACAGAAACCUCUUUUUCAUCUUUAUCUUGUCAGAGUACUUCAACUCAAACUUCUUACGAUAAAAUAAUUCAAGUAAAAAUUAGUCCUUAUCAAAGCCAUAAUAAGCAAACUGCGGGCAUUAAACAGUCCACUGCCCUGCGAGAAGUCAAAAACCUUCAAAAUGAUUUGUUCAAUCUUUCCAAAGGGGUGAAAGAUCUAAAAUCUAAUUGUGUAGACUUCAUCAAAUCAUCAAACUCAUAUAAUAGCCAAGCCAACAGAAAUAUUUUCAAGCCUUCAGAAUUUUUCCAGUCUUUGGGACUCUCAAAUAAGAAUCAAAAAUUGCCAAUAGGAUCCGAUAAAGAGAAUAUUUUUGCUUCUAGGCAAAAUAGUUACAUAUAUGAAACAGUCGGCAAUCCUAAAAAUAAAGGAAAAAAGCAGGAAGAUAUAGAUGUUAUUUCUAUUGAUGAUAAGUAUUAUGAUGAUCAGCUUUUCAAAGUCUUAGAAGAAAUUGAUAAAUAA